AUGGGAACCGAUGAGUACAAGAAAGGCGUGGCAAGUGUGAAGUAUAUAAAUAGAGAAGAGGACAGACUAAACAACUGCGACCAGGACAGCACGGAGAAUACUGCCCUGCUCACCACGGUCCAACAAACAGACGACACAGGAUCAAAUGGCAAUGGGAAGACACAGAUCCAUUCUUCAGAGAGCCAGCAAGAGUUCUUCAGGAUGCUGGAUGAGAAGAUAGAAAAGGGGCAGGACUACUGCUCAGAGGAAGAGGAUAUGACAUAGCACUGAGGUCCACCAUCUGCUCACCUGAGAGGAAGGAUUUGUCCAAUGGCAUGGACAGGCCUGUACCACAUAACCCUUACCCAUCGGCCCUCUUCCCUUUAGACCAUUUCGAAGAUGGAGGGGGAGACACAUUGACCCAAACCAAGCACCUUUGCCCGGCCCUGUGUCUAUAUCUACAACCCUGGCUCCCCGUAACAGAUCUACGAGUCCAAUGCGACAAUGUUUUACCCCCAAAGGAGCAAUGUUACAAGACAUGGCCAGGACUACUUUCAGCACCAGGACUAUUAUACUGAACGGCUCUCCAAGUCUGUCGCCAUGGUAACCAUGGACAAUAAGUACAGCAGCCGCUCGGCUCUGUGACUGUGGUCCAUUAAAAGACAACGGAGGUCGAGUCAUUUUGAACCCAUGGAUUGACUGAGAUCAUGGUUAUUCGUAAUGGCUUAAAGGAACAUUUGUCAUUCCUCAUCUGAUUGGAUGAUGAACAAUGGAGGUAGUUGGGGGGGGGCAGAGG
Molecule: messenger RNA, 775 nt
Organism: Salvelinus namaycush (lake trout)
Lineage: Eukaryota; Metazoa; Chordata; Actinopteri; Salmoniformes; Salmonidae
Exons: 5
Coding region: 1-264 (87 amino acids)
Source: RefSeq, a predicted model, not a curated record